AUGAAUUUCAUUAGUCUGGAUCACUAAAUACAUUCUAUUGAAGAUUAUGAUAUUCUUUGUGCAUUAGACCGUACAGACUACUCCACUGUUUAUAAAGCGUAAUCUCAUAAUCCUAUUAUUCAAGACUGGACAAGAAAACAGGACUCAUCGUGGCCAUUAAAGUCAUCAAUUUAGUCAAUCAAGCAGAAUUGGCUUAAGCUGUCUAAACAUAUCGUACUAAACCCUUUAGAAAUAUUUGCUUGGUUGAUAAGUGUUUUGGACAAGAUGGCAAACUCUUUAUUGUUAUGGAAUACUUUGCUGGAGGAUCAUUAAAAGAUUUGAUUCAUUUGUUUAAGAUCAACAAACAAACUUUGGAGACUCAAUAUGUUCAAGUAAUCAUAAGAGAACUUUUGCUUGGUGUAUAAGAGAUCCAUUAGGAAGGUCUUGUACAUCGACAUAUUAAAUGUGAGUUUUAUUUUUACCCUAAAUCUCUUUUUUAGCUGCCAAUCUUUUCCUUUCCCAAGAAGCCAAAGUCAAACUCUCCUAUUUCUCCACCAAUAAGGAAUUUGCUGAUACCAUAAAUAAAUCAUAAUCCCACAUCCUCAGUCUCCCUUAUUGGAUGGCUCCUGAAGUAAGAAGACCUUCUCAUUCUAUUAGACCAUUUAAUCAUCAUUGACUGAUCAAAAAACUGAUAUCUGGGCUAUUGGUAUCACUGCAUUUGAAUUAAUAACCUCCAAGAUUCCUUAUGAAGAUGUACCACCCUAGAAGGUUAUUUUUAAAAUAGUCCAAUAACCUCCAAGAUUAAGUGGAGACUAUCCAAACGAGAUGAUUGAUUUUGUACAUCAAUGUUUACAAAGAGAUCCUCGUCUAAGACCAACUGCUACUCAGUUACUUACUCAUCCCUUCAUUAGAAAUGCCAAAAAAACUUAAUUACUUUUUGAAUUACUCGAAAGAGCUGGAAUGCUUAGUGGAGAAUAACAAUAAGCCAGUUGUGAAACUCUUAAUUACACACACAAUCGAGUUGUCACUUCCCUUAAGUUAGAUGCCACUGGAACACCAAUAAGAGAGGACGUCGAAUCACUUAAAGAAGAAACUUUGAAGAUUAAGCGUACUUUCAGAAAAAUAGAAAAAUAUAAGCCUGGAUUGGGCAAAAUCGUAUUGACAUUAUACCUUUCCAGAUAUACCAUGAAAUCAUCCAAGUCCUUUAAGCCAAGACCCCCUGAUGAAUACAGCAAUCUAAUUACGCAUUCUCAUUAAUUAUAAUAAAUGAAAACCAAUAAUGAGCCUUCUCUCUUCAAAUAUCGAGUACUUUAUCUAACUCUUAUCUUUAUUUCCUAGGUCCUUGAACAAAAAAACAAAAAAAUCAUCCUUGAAGCUGAUGAAGAUCAAUUCAACUCAUUUGCCAAUGCUCUCUCCAUCAUCUAAAGGUUUCACGACGAUAUCAAACAAUAACUCAACCCUUAGUAAACUUCAUCAAGAAAACUACGUGGUAUUCCAUCCCCUAUUUAUUUUCAGUCAAUUCCGACUCUGAGAAAUCAAAUAAUGUAUCCCAUCCUUACCCAAACCCAGACAUCAAAGAAGAUCAAGACUUUAGAAGGUAUCCAAAUACACUAACUACACCUUAGGCGCAUACCUCAUUUCUUUCUAUCUCGUUUCAAGAAGUGGGCCAAAAUGAUGGAGCAAGAUGCUGCUUACAAAUAUUUACAGAAUGUUUAAGAAUCCAAAGUAUAUUUCUAUUAAACUAUUAUCUAGACAUCAAAAUAAUAACGAUUUGAAUUAGGAGAUUUACAAAGAUGCUUUCAAGUUUAAGUCAAUGAACCCAAAGAGUCUAAGCUUUGUAAGAACUUACUUAAAGAUCUUUUUAUUUCCUUCCUUUAAAAUGAAGCCACACUAUAAAUCAUUCAUUAUAAUAAAAUCAGUUCAAUCGAAUAAAAAGUACAAUGUGGAAUAUUUAUAAUUAGCAUAAAUAUAUAGCAGAAAUUAAAAAUAUGAUUUAAGAGAUGUAUGAACUCAAACCUUUUGAUUCUUAUCUUUCCUCUGAAAAGAUAAAAGGAAAGAAAACGAUUAAUAAUAAUAUAUGCUAAUCACCUAUACAAGAAAAAUAAGAAGAGCAAAGAGAUGAUUUUUAGAUCCCUUAAAUUUAGGAAAAAUACUCUAAUGAAAGUUUUAAAAAAUACAAUUAAGCUCCCUCCCUUGUAAAAAUGAAUAGUUUCUAAUGA
This is a messenger RNA of Paramecium primaurelia, 2198 nucleotides long. NCBI's taxonomy places the organism in Eukaryota, Ciliophora, Oligohymenophorea, Peniculida, Parameciidae. The record is from the annotation of a GenBank genome assembly.